AAGUUUGUUUUGAUCAGGUAUUUUAAACCUAACGUAAUGUGGGAAAGGACUGAUGGGGAGUCCUUAUGCAUUUUUCAUGAGCUGGUAUAAGCAGCUGAAUGAAUUCAGUGAGUGUCACACCAUGUAGCUUGCAGACAAACCACAUCCACAAGGAGGCUACUGACACAGAAAGCACUCUGGCGCAUUUUCAGAGGGAAAGCCAGGACUGAUCAAGCUCUUUUCUGAAGGGACUGACUUAUCUGUUCUUCGAUUAUGCUGCUGUUGCUUUAGGCAGCCUUUUCAUUCAGACCUCAGCUGGCUGAAUGACUGGCACGGGGGUUCUCGAUUUAUCAGCAUUUGAAUCUGCAGCAAUGUCUCUGGGCUGUGCUAUUGUUGUGUUUUCUGAAUGGUGAAAGCUAACACAACAUCCAAGCUAUGACAGCAAAAGAUUCUUCUAAGGAACUUGCUGCUCCAGAGACGGAGAUUUACAUAAAGACUUUCAAAGAACAAAUGCAUUUGGAACUCGAGCUUCCCAGAGUGCCGGGGAACAGACCCACCUCUCCAAAAAUCUCCCCCCGCAGCUCUCCAAGGAACUCUCCAUGCUUUUUCAGAAAGUUGCUGGUGAAUAAAAGCAUCCGUCAACGGCGACGUUUUACAGUGGCACAUACGUGCUUUGAUGUGGAAAAUGGCCCAUCACCAGGUCGCAGCCCACUGGACCCUCAGGCUGGCUCUUCUUCGGGACUUGUGCUCCAUACCACUUUUCCAGGGCACAGCCAGCGCAGAGAGUCAUUUCUUUAUAGAUCAGACAGUGACUAUGAUCUGUCACCGAAGACCAUGUCCAGGAAUUCCUCUCUACCAAGUGAACAACAUGGAGAUGACCUGAUAGUUACACCUUUUGCUCAGGUCUUGGCUAGUUUGAGAAGUGUAAGGAAUAACUUCACAUUAUUGACAAAUCUGCAAGGAGCAUCAAACAAGAGGUCACCGGCAGGAAAUCAACCACCAGUCUCCAGGGUUAACAUUCAGGAGGAAUCUUAUCAAAAAUUAGCAAUGGAAACUUUGGAGGAAUUGGACUGGUGUUUAGACCAACUUGAAACCAUUCAGACCUACCGAUCUGUUAGCGAAAUGGCAUCAAAUAAGUUCAAGAGAAUGUUGAACCGAGAACUGACACACCUUUCGGAAAUGAGCCGAUCGGGGAACCAAGUGUCUGAAUAUAUUUCAAACACUUUCCUAGACAAACAGAAUGAUGUGGAGAUUCCCUCUCCCACACAGAAGGAUAGAGAGAAAAAGAAAAAGCAGCUCAUGACACAGAUCAGUGGUGUUAAAAAGCUAAUGCAUAGUUCAAGUUUGAAUAAUACUAGCAUUUCAAGAUUUGGUGUGAAAACAGAAAAGGAAGACCAUCUAGCCAAGGAGCUGGAGGAUCUGAAUAAAUGGGGUCUGAACAUAUUUAACGUUGCAAGAUAUUCACACAGUAGACCUCUCACCUGCAUUAUGUAUGCUAUUUUUCAGGAGAGAGAUCUGCUAAAGACAUUCAAGAUCUCAUCAGAUACCUUCAUAGCUUACAUGAUGACUUUGGAAGACCACUACCAUUCCGAUGUGGCCUACCACAACAGUCUCCAUGCGGCUGAUGUAGCCCAGUCAACACAUGUUCUCCUGUCCACCCCAGCCUUGGAUGCUGUCUUCACUGAUCUGGAAAUUCUUGCAGCCAUUUUUGCAGCAGCAAUUCAUGAUGUGGAUCACCCUGGUGUCUCCAACCAGUUUCUUAUUAAUACAAAUUCUGAGCUUGCUCUGAUGUACAAUGAUGAGUCAGUUUUGGAAAACCACCACCUUGCUGUGGGUUUUAAGCUGCUACAAGAAGAGCAUUGUGACAUCUUCCAGAACUUGACCAAGAAGCAACGUCAAACUCUCAGGAAAAUGGUGAUAGACAUGGUCUUGGCCACAGAUAUGUCCAAACACAUGUCCCUACUGGCAGACCUAAAGACUAUGGUGGAAACUAAAAAAGUGACAAGUUCCGGAGUUCUGCUUCUAGAUAACUACACAGACAGAAUACAGGUUCUCCGAAAUAUGGUCCAUUGUGCUGAUUUAAGUAAUCCCACAAAAUCCCUUGAACUCUAUCGACAGUGGACAGACAGAAUCAUGGAGGAAUUUUUCCAGCAGGGGGACAAAGAACGGGAGAGAGGAAUGGAAAUCAGCCCAAUGUGUGACAAGCACACAGCUUCUGUAGAGAAGUCACAGGUUGGCUUCAUUGAUUACAUUGUCCACCCGCUUUGGGAGACAUGGGCAGACCUAGUACAGCCCGAUGCCCAAGAUAUCCUGGAUACUCUAGAAGAUAACAGGAAUUGGUACCAGAGCAUGAUCCCUCAGAGCCCUUCUCCUCCCCUUGAUGAACGCAACAGAGACUGUCAGGGCCUGAUGGAGAAGUUCCAGUUUGAGCUUACGCUUGAAGAAGAGGACUCUGAUGGGCCUGAGAAAGAAAGUGAUGGUAUCAGCUACUUCAGCAGUACAAAGACACUCUGUGUGAUUGACCCAGGAAGAAGGGGUUCCCAAAGUGAAGCUAAUAUAGAAAUUGUGACAGAAGAUACAUCACCUAUUGAUACCUAAUAUAUUGUAUCUGUAAGGGUGAAUUCAUGCACAUGCAGGUUGUCUUGCUAACUAGCCUGAAAUCGAGGUCUUAGGCCAGCACCUACCAUUGGCUAAAAGACCUUUCCAGCUACUUGAGAUUGGAGUCAGGGUUAAAGAGCGUGUAGUGAUUGCUCAGGAAAUUAACAGGUGAUUAAUAUAGCAGCUUAAGCUUUGUCAGCCAAAAAAAACAAAAUCUGGAACCAGUGCGAGUUGUAACUGAACAAGCCUGAUCGUGAACAACACUCAACUGUAAUAUUUUCUAUUCUUAAGAGAUUUUGAAAUCUAGACAGGCCUGGCAUCUAGAACUACUGAUUUGUAACUCUGCAUUUAAAACUUGUCCACCUGUCUGCAGACCCGUGUGCCUUUUUUAUAAAAACUUCCACUUCUUUUCAAGAAUCCUACUAAGUACACAACAAAACAUGUUUGAUAUUGAUGUAUAAUUUUUUAAAAAAUAUUCCUGGUUUAAUGAAAUAGGUCUUCCUUUGUAGGGGCAAUACUUGUUUCCUUAUUGCAGUUUAAUCACGUUGACUUGCUAAAUAAAGCAGGGUGCCCUCCUCUUUGCAUUACUGCACCAUUGGUCACUUUAUCAACCCUGAAAAACCUGUGUUGUUAGCUACUGAAACAUGUCCACCCCCCCCCCCAGUUAAUUGUUUUUGACCUUUCUUGUGCACAGGAUAAAGUGUAGCUUUCUGUCCCAUAGCACAAUACAGCACAUGCAAAAGUCAACAUACUGAGGUAAUGUGAUGUGCAUUCUCCUCCCCUUAUUUUUUAAAGAAACUCGGUGGAAGUUGCACGCUUGGUCCUUUGUGUUUUCUCUUCCCCACUGUUCAUGUCCCCUUUUCUCUCUUGCACUUGCCUUGAGCUCUAACAUGUCCAGUACUGUUUAUAACAGUGUAUUUAUUACUUAAUGUAUAUAAUGUAAUGUUUUGUAAGUAUUAAUUUAUAUAAAUUAACAUUGCCUGUCAGUGGUGAUGUUACUUGUGUAGAAUACUCUGCAUAAGAGUUGCCUUUCUUGUAACCUUUUGUAUUGUAUAAAGUAGAAAAACCUGAACAUAGCUUAAAAGAGACAUAUUGAACCCAGAGAGGGCAUUCAGGUAGCAUUGGCUCACGGGGUUUCAUUUUCACUGGCAUUUGGGAAAUCAUCACAGUUGGUGGGUGAUGGAGAAAAAUUUAGAAUCAUCUGUUCAGAUGACGUGAAACUACUGAAACUUUUAAAAAGAAACCUUCAGUAAAAUGCCACAAAAUGUUAAGUGUCAGUUUCCAAUUAAUGAACGACCCAAUGUGAAUUUCUAUGACAAAAUGUGAACUGGUGUUAUAAUUGUGCUGUGAAACUUCUUCCAACAAAGCUUGUUAGGCAUGUAUACAGUGCCAAUCUCAGUUUGUAAAACUAUGUUCCAAGCUUUCAGUCCAACUUGUGACUAACUAGUUGAUGAAAUAGCACAGUUGUGCAUGAUCAAUGGGUUUGUAUGUCUGUUGAACACUGCAUUGUUCCAGGUGGUUAUUUUGUUUCAAAGUUUCACACAAUGUAUGUUGUUAUAGUAUUAUAUAUUGUGUUCAGAUGCAUUCUUAAGAGAUUUUUAUAUGAAGUGAAUAAAUUAAAGCAUGACUUAG
Molecule: messenger RNA, 4209 nt
Organism: Lacerta agilis (Sand lizard)
Lineage: Eukaryota; Metazoa; Chordata; Lepidosauria; Squamata; Lacertidae
Gene: PDE4B
Product: phosphodiesterase 4B
Exons: 15
Coding region: 415-2577 (720 amino acids)
Biological process (GO): signal transduction
Cellular component (GO): perinuclear region of cytoplasm; cytosol; nucleus
Molecular function (GO): transmembrane transporter binding; 3',5'-cyclic-AMP phosphodiesterase activity
Source: RefSeq, a predicted model, not a curated record